Molecule: messenger RNA, 396 nt
Organism: Lactuca virosa
Lineage: Eukaryota; Viridiplantae; Streptophyta; Magnoliopsida; Asterales; Asteraceae
Source: the annotation of a GenBank genome assembly
AUGACGGUUACCUUAUCCAACAACGUUGCCCAAAAAAUAUUCGGAACAACAGCAGAUAAAAUGAUAGUAGAGGACGACCCAAACCACAGGAAAAAAUUGCCCACUAUCAUAAAAGAGACCAAGGGUAUCAUGAAAAAGAUGAAAUUACGGAUCACAAACACGUCAAAUGAAAGGAACAUAUGUUUCAUAAUAAUUGAUAUCGAAGACAACUCUUCUGAAUCAUCAUCAAUAACAACCCCACCUCCUCAAAACACAUCCUCCUCCAAUAUUCCUCAUAAAACACAUACGUCUUCACCGAGACAAGAUCACCCCAAAGUCAGGAAGGCAUUGACUUUUGAAAAUCCAGGUAUGGACAAAUUUGAUACAGGCCCGAAACGACCACGCCGGUCGCAAUAA